Molecule: messenger RNA, 924 nt
Organism: Rotaria socialis
Lineage: Eukaryota; Metazoa; Rotifera; Eurotatoria; Philodinida; Philodinidae
Source: the annotation of a GenBank genome assembly
AUGGUUGCAGAUGCAAUGCGUGAUCAUGCACUGGCUGUACGCUGCUGGGUUCAGUGUUAUUGGUUGUAUCACCUGUGUCUUUCUUAUAUUGCGUACGAUGGUACAUAUUAUUCGCAUCCACUCGUCAUGGUGAUACUUAAAGUUUGCUUACCCUACUUGUUGUAUAGUUCUGUUCGAAAAAUACCGAGGAUCAUUACUCUUUUGUCAUUGAUGAUUACAGCUACUUGGCUAUUGGCUCGUUACUGUCAUACUAUUUACAUGUGGUAUGAAGUUGACACAUUUACCGUCUAUUUCCUUGUUUGGCAAUUCGCUGCUCUUAUUUAUAAAUGGCUUUAUCAGGAUCUACCGAUUAUUUCUUUUACUCUUCAUCAACAAGUAACUUGUUUAUCUAUGGCAUAUUUAGCAUUUACGACGUAUGAUAUUGUAUUUCGACUUGUACCCACAUAUAUCGAUUUUGCUUUUUUUUGGCUAGUAUCUGCUAUGGAUAUUAUCAUAUGUUUGCAUCCAAAAUGUGGUGGUAAUGACCGAAUAAAUGAAGCAGUGGUGGACGCUCUGUCAUUUGAUUAUCCAACGACUCCACUUGGUGUUUAUUGCGUAUAUGAUAUCAAUGAACUGAAUGAUGAUGUAGAAAAAGAAGACAAGUGUAAUUCGUUUCUUGGAUGGGGUGACUUUCUUAUUUUCAAUAUUUUACUACUAUUGGUUAUACCCACCAAUUCUUCGAUUACAAUAAGAACAUGCAUAGCAUUCGGUUGCAUAGUCAGCGUACAACUUGCUGAUAUAUGCACUGAUUCCCUGCUUCACUAUACUGAUUCUGAUUCUUUGCCGGCUCUGCCUCUUCCAACGAUUGCUGCCACUGCUUAUGCUAUCGUUGUUGAUGCCAUUAUUGAAUAUUCAAAUCUUAACUGUGAGGAUCUGUUGAAAUGA